Angiostrongylus costaricensis is the source of this 588-nucleotide messenger RNA. The record is from the annotation of a GenBank genome assembly. Lineage: Eukaryota; Metazoa; Nematoda; Chromadorea; Rhabditida; Metastrongylidae.
AUGGACAGCAUUGUUCUUGUACCGCACGAUCCUAAAAAUCUGCAAAAAGGAACUAUUAUUUCUAAACAAUGGAGAAUAAAGCGUAAAAUUGGCGAAGGAGGAUUCGGCGCGGUUUACAAAGUUGUCAACGUGGAAACUGAAACUUCUGCGGCAUUGAAAAUCGAAACCCAUAAUAAACGCCAAGUACUGAAAUUGGAAGCGAAGAGCGGUUUCGUUCAUCGUGAUCUGAAACCGGCCAAUAUGGCUGUCGGCCCAGUUGGUACACCGGAAUUUCGUUUUAUUCACAUCUUUGAUUUUGGGCUAGCGAGACAAUAUGUCGUGACGUCAGACAGCGGACCACCAAAAUUACGAAAACCUCGCCCACGGGUUCAUUUCAGGGGCACAUUGCGUUACUGCUCUAUCAAUUGUCAUGAGAGAGCGGAACAAGGGCGUGACGAUGAUCUCUGGUGUCUUCUGUACCUACUUGUAGAACUCAGAGGAGCGCUUCCAUGGACAAAAUCCUCGACAUUGAACUACUACCUGCGGCCUGACUAUUCGCUACUUCACAAUUUACUUAUGAAGGUCAUGGAUGCUGGGGAUUACAAGUAA